UCAAUGUAGACCAUGCGAUUUAUUUAGUUUUACUUCGGCUUUCGUUAGUUACACAUAUAACAAAUAUUGGAAAUCCUUUUUAAUUUCUUUUUCUUUUCGUGUGUCUGGUUUUCGUAUUUAUGUGUCUCUUCUCCUAGAUAAUGCCAGACGCAACAUUCAACGGACGAUGAACAGCAGUUACCACUCCCUAUCGGAGGUGGCCUCAAUGGCCGGUUCCCUGGCCGCGAGUACCGGGAGCCAGCUAUAUAGUAGCCUGAUGAGCCUGAAGGCACAGGUAAUACCGUCCGCCAAUGAGCCAAUAUCGCCGGCGCCAUCCGCAUCAGAAUUGGGCACGUCGACGAUACCGUCGAGCUCACAGCAGAUACGACUGAUUAGUGUGGUAUGUGGCUUUCCCAAAGACAUCGGCAUGUAUCCAGACUUUGCGCGAGGACAGUUUGGCGAGGACGCUUGGUUUAGGACCUCCACAUCCAAGGCGGACGCAUUGGGCGUGGCCGAUGGCGUUGGCGGCUGGCGUGUCUACGGCAUCGAUCCGGGCCAGUUCAGCCGUUUCCUGAUGCGCUCCUGUGAACGUCUGGCCCACAGCGCUGACUUUGAGUCGACGAGACCCGAGCAGCUACUUGCACGCGCCUACUGCAAUCUACUGGAGCAGAAGCAACCGAUCCUGGGCAGCUGCACCGCCUGUGUGCUUACCCUGCACCGCGACAGCGGCAUACUCUAUGCGGCGAACAUUGGAGACAGUGGCCUUCUGGUCAUACGCAACGGUGCCAUUGUCUGCCGCUCCUUGGAACAGCAGCAUCAUUUCAAUACGCCCUACCAGCUGGCCGUACCGCCACCCGGACAAGGCCUCAAUGUACUGACCGAUGGGCCGGAGUGUGCCGCACUGCUGGAGUUUGAUAUGCAAAUUGGGGAUAUACUCAUAUUGGCCACCGAUGGCGUCUACGACAAUGUGUCCGAAGACCUGCUGCUGCAGGUGCUCACCCAUGCCUCCGGUGUCACAGAUCCCGUCAAGCUACAGAUGUUUGCCAAUUCGGUGGCUCUGAUGGCCCGUUCGCUCAGCUUCAAUCCCAACCACGAGUCGCCAUUCACCCAGAAUGCCAGACGCCACAACAUCGAUGCGCCUGGCGGCAAGCCCGAUGACAUCACCGUCGUCCUGGCGAGCGUUGUUUAGAAUAGAUGCCCACGAUGAUUAUGAAUAUACAGUCAGUACAGUUAUUCACAGAAGGCCCCUUAACAAUCCCACCUGCGCAAUCACUGGCAGCUGUGCACAGCUCUCCAGGAUUCCAGUUCAGUUGUGGGCAAUUGCCAGUGAAUGCUGCCGGGCGAGCCGAAUUGGCAACUCAAGCAGUCCUGGGCCACACGGAUCAGGAGACGGCAUCAUUAUAUAUAUAAAUAUAUAUAUAUAUAUAUAUAUAUAUAGAGUAUAACAACCUAAUCCGAAUGGGACUAAUUAAUAUAUCCAUAUAUAUAUAUAUAUUAAAAAAUAUAUAUAUGCAUAUAUGUUUAUAUAGAGUGGGGAACAGAUAGGAAUCCAGCUGCUUAUCGCUGCUGAAGCAUUGCCCUCAAAAUACGUGGACAACAUUCUGAGUAUUUAUAUUAUUCAUAACACAUAGACCUUAACUAAUCUCUAUCAACACAUCUCUCCCACCAACCCCAACACACUUUCAGAAUCUUCUAAUUGCAAAAUUAAGUCGAGUGUUUUAUUAAUUUCUGGCAUAAUGAUAUUAAAAUGUUCUAUUGUGCUAGACAA
Messenger RNA from Drosophila montana, 1747 nucleotides. Its product is annotated as protein phosphatase PTC7 homolog. Gene Ontology annotation, molecular function: protein serine/threonine phosphatase activity. Gene Ontology annotation, biological process: protein dephosphorylation. The transcript is spliced from 2 exons. The record is from RefSeq and is a predicted model, not a curated record. NCBI's taxonomy places the organism in Eukaryota, Metazoa, Arthropoda, Insecta, Diptera, Drosophilidae. Bases 167 to 1168 code for a protein of 333 amino acids. Gene Ontology annotation, cellular component: mitochondrion.